This is a messenger RNA of Miscanthus lutarioriparius, 537 nucleotides long. Lineage: Eukaryota; Viridiplantae; Streptophyta; Magnoliopsida; Poales; Poaceae. The record is from the annotation of a GenBank genome assembly.
AUGAACGUGUUCCGGCUGGCGGGGGACAUGACCCACCUGCUCAGCGUGGUGGUGCUGCUCCUCAAGAUCCACACCAUCAAGUCGUGCGCAGGCAUAUCUCUGAAGACGCAGGAGCUGUAUGCAGUUGUUUUUGCAGCCCGCUAUCUGGACCUGUUUGUUCAUUUUGUGUCUCUGUAUAACACUGCCAUGAAGCUGGUCUUCUUGGCAAGUUCUUUCUCGAUAGUUUGGUACAUGAAGCGGCAUAAGAUUGUGCGGAGGACCUAUGACAAGGAUCAUGACACCUUUCGCCAUUACGUUUUAGUGUUGCCUUGUCUUCUUCUGGCUCUCCUCAUUAAUGAGAAGUUUACUUUUAGAGAGGUGAUGUGGGCAUUCUCCAUUUAUUUGGAAGCUGUUGCGAUAUUUCCACAACUUGUUUUGCUACAGCGGACAAGGAAUAUUGACAACCUGACUGGUCAAUGUCUUCUUCUUGGGCUGGAAGAACAAUGUGAAGCUAGAGCUGCCAGCUUAAGGUUGCUGCUCCUGUCCAAGAUAGAGUAG